This is a messenger RNA of Paramecium tetraurelia, 732 nucleotides long. RefSeq lists its product as uncharacterized. The transcript has a single exon. Lineage: Eukaryota; Ciliophora; Oligohymenophorea; Peniculida; Parameciidae. The record is from RefSeq and is a predicted model, not a curated record.
AUGUUCGACGAAUACAAUGAGGAUUAAGGAUUUGUUGAUUAACCUCAUCAAAGAGAGGAGUACGAAGACAGUUACCUGUAUCGUGGAAUAGAUUAAUAUUGCCACCUCACUGAGAUACCCAAGUUGAACACCAAAGUGUAAGUAGACAGAUACAAUACCUUGAUGGAACAAGAUGCGGACACCAAGAACAUUCCUAAAACAUUUGGAAACAAUUUCAAGAAGUUUAUGGAUAAUCAAUUAUAAUUGAGUAAAGACUAUUUCUUUAAGAACCCUAUCCCAAAAGAAAUGGUUACCUUUCUCAAUAAGAAAAAGACUGGCAAAUAAGCGGAUUAUACAAUCCAAGAUUUUAGAGAACUUUUCCAAAAUAAACAAUCGAAUGCUUGGUUUUAAUUUUACAUUGAAAACUUCUCUUUCUUAGAUCUGGUCAACUCCAACAGGAUAGAUGAUCCCGAGAAAUAUAUCAAGUUUAUUGAACAAUAUUUAGCAGGGGCCAGAGAUCCAUCCAAUUUCAUUUCGAGUCGUCCCAUCAAAAAUAGCAAAUAGGAGAAGAAGAAGUAGAAAAGAGAGGAGAGAAUCGAAGUUCAAUCGAUUCAUUAGGGAUAUGUGUUGCCUCAGAUUAUUGAGGAGGAACAAGAUUAAGCUUAACAUCAACAUCAAAAUGAUUAUGAAGAAUCUAAUCAAAUACUCAUCAAUUACGGCAGAGAGGUUGGUUAGAACCCGUAUUAGGAUUGA